This is a messenger RNA of Physcomitrium patens, 891 nucleotides long. RefSeq lists its product as uncharacterized. Gene Ontology annotation, cellular component: ribosome; mitochondrial large ribosomal subunit. Gene Ontology annotation, biological process: translation. Gene Ontology annotation, molecular function: structural constituent of ribosome. Lineage: Eukaryota; Viridiplantae; Streptophyta; Bryopsida; Funariales; Funariaceae. The record is from RefSeq and is a predicted model, not a curated record.
UCUUCGGUAAAUCCAAGCUCCCAAGCUCGGCGGUUGGUCGCAUCCGCAAACGCGACUGAAUUCAUGUGCACGAUUUGCUACCUGGAGUUUGUGAGGCGCAUUUGUUGAUAGAAUACGUGGAUUGUGGGUGGCGAAAAUUAUUUAGGGGUUUAGGGUUUCGAUUGUGGGAGGAAGGGAAUGGCAGGAGUGAUGGGUUUGCGCAGAGCUGGGCAAGCCGUAGUAGCACGUCUAGUUACCAGGCAGUCGUCGUGGUCAUUGCUGGGAGGUGCUCGAGGAGGUGCAUUACACAGUCUCUCCUCAUGGUCAUGUAGUCACGAAAACUUGUCUAACUCCCCAGCGCGAGGAUUGCAGGAGGCGUUGGCUGAAUUCAAACACUUGGCAGCCCCCUCGCAAUGCACUAGCCUUGUGCAAGAAGAUCAAACUAUGGCUAUGCUCAGUCCUCUUGGGUGGCCUUCAAGCAUUCACAUCGAAAAUGUUAUCUGCCCAAGUAUUGAUGAAGAAGCUAGCCCAAUGUUGAUGGCAACGAAGCGUACUUUUCAACCCAGCACUAUCAAACGCAAGCGCAGGCAUGGUUAUUUGGAGAGAAAAUCUACUGUUGGAGGCCGCAGAGUGCUUGCUCGCAGGCUUGCUAAGGGGAGAAAGAAGCUAUCAGCCUAGAAAUACAUCUUGAGCUUUCGUUUCUGUGUGUGUCUCGGUUUGAAAUAUAUCAUUUGGCUCACCCUGUAGGGUUAAGGGGUGAAAAACUUGGUUUCAAAAACUUCGUCCUCCACAUUAGGCGGAUGAAUUGAAGAACUGGCUCCAUUCAGGAAUAUCUAGCUGUCCAUGUUUUUCUCAUUUCUUGACUGAUUUAUCAAAGAAUGCAUUGGCAACGACACGACACCAGUGGUUUCA